AUGACUGGGGAGCUCGCGCCUUCCACUGGGCCCGUCGUGGGCGACCAGCGCAAGUUCAGCAAAGCGAAUUUACGACCGCUGAUCUUUUGCAGCAUCGCUGUAGUAGGUGCGGUCCUCUACGGCUAUGAUGGAACGUACUUCAGCGCCAUUCUGGAGAUGAGGAAGUUCAAAGAGGAUUUUGGUACAGUCAUCGACGACAUGGGAACCAUCGACAUUACGUCCUCUCAACGAUCCCUUCUAGCCUCCAUCGUCCAGGCGGGCGAGUUCUGCGGAGCGCUCGCAAGCGCACCCAUCGGCGACUUUGCCGGACGCAAAGGUGGCUUCAUCAGUGCUGGUAGUCUCGUUGCUUUGGGCACUGUGCUGCAGAUGGUCCACACCGGCAGCAUUCCCCUCAUGACCGUCGGACGGCUCGUUCUCGGCGCAGGAGUCGGUGUCAUUUCUGCGACGACUAGUCCCUACCUCAGCGAAAUUGCUCCCGUCUCUCUUCGUGGCCCUGUCGUGUCCGCAUGGCAGCUCAUGCUUGCCAUUGGUCAAGUCAUCGGAGCCGGUGUUGGUCUAGGCACAAGGGACAUGGACAAUUCCUGGUCUUACCGCAUUCCGAUCAUUCUCAACUUGGCCAUCGUGGCCAUUCUCAUGUUCGGCAUCAUCUUUGUCUGCCCAGAAUCCCCUCGUUGGCUCAUCAACAAGGGUCGCGACGAGCAAGCGCGAGCAGCUCUUCGACGUAUCCACAAGGGCCAAGACGACCCCAACAAGGUGGUGGACCUAGAAUUCUCCAAUUUCUACCAGGCGCGACAAGAUGAGAUCGCCUCCCAGGGUGAAGGUGGCUGGCUUACGCUGUUCAAGAGCAAGCAUGACCGGAGGCGUCUCGCAAUGGUCAUCGGCGUGCUCAUCUGCCAGCAGAUAAGCGGAAUUCAAAUCGUCUUCAGCUACUCCGCCGUCCUCAUUGCCAGCUUAUCGCCAAACUUUGACGGGAUUCUAGUCAACAUCAUCUACACGAUCGUCGAGGUGGUUGGAGUACUCGUCGCCUUCUUGCUGGUGGACCGUUUCGGCAGGCGACCACUGCUUUUAUGGACCAGCGUUCCGAUGGUGAUCAGUCUCCUCAUUGCCGCUGCUCUGGGAUCCCUCAACGACCGCAGCGACAAUCAGAACCGUGCCAUCGCCGCCAUGUUCGGCAUCUUUGUCUUUGCCUUCAACAACGCUUGGGGUCCCUUGGCUUGGGUCUGCGCAUCCGAGCUAUCUACUGGUGGGCAGAAGCAAAAGAUCAUGGCUGUCGGCUCUGCAUGCUUCUGGAUCUCUGCUUGGGCAGUCACCUUCACUCUGCCUUACCUCUUUGAUGAAGGCGAGGCGAACCUUGGCUUCAGGGUCGGCUACAUCUACUGCGUCGGUGGUCUUAUUGCCGCGUGGUAUGUCUGGACUUUCAUCCCCGAGACGUUCGGCCGCACUUUGGAGGAGAUUCAACAGAUGAUUCAGAAUGACGUUCCCACCCGCAAGUGGACCUCUUACGUCACCCACUUUGAGGGCACGACUUGGAACAACGAUGUGGCUCGCGAUGGAACGAGCAGAAACUCUGCCGACAAGGCCGGAAGUCUGGACGUCAAGCCCGACCAGCAGGCAACUCAGGUCCUCGACGCCUGA
Ceraceosorus guamensis is the source of this 1635-nucleotide messenger RNA. RefSeq names its product general substrate transporter. Lineage: Eukaryota; Fungi; Basidiomycota; Exobasidiomycetes; Ceraceosorales; Ceraceosoraceae. Gene Ontology annotation, molecular function: carbohydrate:proton symporter activity. The record is from RefSeq and is a predicted model, not a curated record. The transcript has 9 exons. Gene Ontology annotation, biological process: carbohydrate transport; transmembrane transport. Gene Ontology annotation, cellular component: membrane. The coding region runs from base 1 to 1635 and encodes 544 amino acids.